UUUUUUCAGUCUCUCCGUGCUUCAACCUUGAAUCUCAGAAACCCUAGAAAAAAUGCCUUUCAAGAGGUUCGUCGAGAUUGGGAGGGUUGCUCUGAUCAACUACGGAAAAGACUACGGUAGACUCGUUGUCAUCGUUGAUGUCAUCGACCAGACCAGAGCUCUUGUUGAUGCUCCUGAUAUGGAGAGGUCCCCUAUAAAUUUCAAGAGACUUUCACUCACUGACCUCAAGAUUGAUAUUAAGAGGGUUCCCAAGAAGAAGGAUCUCGUCAAAGCUUUGGAGGCUGCUGAUGUUCAGAACAAGUGGGCAAAGAGCUCAUGGGGCAGAAAAUUGAUUGUGAAGAAGACUAGAGCAGCACUCAAUGAUUUUGAUAGGUUCAAGAUAAUGUUGGCAAAGAUCAAGAGGGCUGCUGGUGUUAGGCAAGAGCUUGCUAAGCUGAAGAAGACUGCAGCUUAGGCAUUAGUUAGUGAUCAAAUUUUGAAUAUUCCAAUGACUUUAUUUUGAUAUUAGUACACUCCGGUUUGUUUUAUGAUAUUCUAUGUAAUCAUUGAGGGACUUCCUAGAAAGGGUUAUUUUCAAAGCUCAUAUUAGUGGAUUGAUAUUCAGUUCUUGCCAA
This is a messenger RNA of Vicia villosa (hairy vetch), 614 nucleotides long. RefSeq names its product large ribosomal subunit protein eL14. The coding region runs from base 53 to 454 and encodes 133 amino acids. Gene Ontology annotation, cellular component: cytosolic large ribosomal subunit; ribosome. The transcript is spliced from 5 exons. NCBI's taxonomy places the organism in Eukaryota, Viridiplantae, Streptophyta, Magnoliopsida, Fabales, Fabaceae. Gene Ontology annotation, molecular function: structural constituent of ribosome; RNA binding. The record is from RefSeq and is a predicted model, not a curated record. Gene Ontology annotation, biological process: translation; ribosomal large subunit biogenesis.